Messenger RNA from Zonotrichia leucophrys gambelii, 2404 nucleotides. RefSeq names its product WD repeat domain 86 (gene WDR86). The transcript is spliced from 7 exons. Gene Ontology annotation, molecular function: protein binding. Lineage: Eukaryota; Metazoa; Chordata; Aves; Passeriformes; Passerellidae. The record is from RefSeq and is a predicted model, not a curated record. The coding region runs from base 263 to 1459 and encodes 398 amino acids.
CGGCGGGAGCCCUUCCCGCCUCCCCGCAGGGCGGAGGCGGUCGGGGGGACCCUGCGCUCGGCCCGGCUGUGGCUCCGGUGCCCCGGCGGGAGGAGGUUCCCCCUGCCCGGAGCAGGAGUGCGGGAUUGCUCCGCUGGAGCCGUGCUCGGGGCGAGCCCGGACUGCCGCGCUGAUGUUUCGCACUUGAGGUAAUGGCAGAAGCCGGUCUGUGGGGCACGGCCGGAGGUCCGGAGCGCCACGGUGUGCCGUGAUCUGCGGCGCGAUGGGGAACAGCGGCUCGGCCGUGAAGGUCUGCACGGAUCACCAAGGCGGCAUCAACUGGCUGAGCCUGAGCCCCGACGGGCAGCGGCUGCUCACGGGCAGCGAGGACGGCACGGCGCGGCUCUGGAGCACGGCCGACAGCCAGUGCCACGGCCACUUCCAAGGACAUGAAAGCUACAUCACCUUCUGCCACUUGGAGAACGAGGCUGCCUUCACGUGCAGCGCUGACCACACCAUCCGCAAGUGGGACGUGGUCACCGGGCAGUGCUUGGCCAUUUACCGAGGCCACACUUCCAUUGUCAACAGAAUCCUGGUUGCUAAGGACUAUCUCUUCAGUGGCUCCUAUGACAGGACAGCCCGCUGCUGGAGCGUGGACAAGGAGAAACAAAUCCAGGAAUUCCGGGGCCACCGGAACUGUGUGCUGACCCUAGCUCACUAUUCCUCCAGGGAUGUGCUGGAAGAAGAGGAGGAGGAAGAGGAGGAGGAGGAGAAAGUGAGCAGGGACCUGCUGGUGACAGGGAGCACGGACUGCACUGUGAAGGUCUGGUGGGUGUCCAGCGGGCGCUGCUACCAGACCCUGCUGGGACACACUGGGGCUGUCUUAUGCCUUAUACUUGACGCACCAAACAGGGAGCUGUUCUCUGGCAGCACGGAUUACACCAUCAGGACCUGGAACAUUGUCACUGGAGAGCAGCUGAAAGUCUUCAAAGAGCACCAAGGAUCAGUCAUUUGCCUAGAGCUGGUGAACCGUCACCUGUACUCGGGGAGCGCGGACAGGACGGUGAAGUGCUGGUUUGUGGACACUGGGGAGCGGAUCCAGACCUACAAGGCUCACAAGCACAGCGUUAGCACUUUGAAAUACCACGCUGGCAUCUUGUUCACAGGAAGUGGAGAUGCCUGUGCAAGAGCUUUCAAUUCCAGGAGUGGAGUCCUGCAGAAGAUCUUCCGAGGCCACAAGUUCAUCAUCAACUGUAUCCAGAUCCACAACGAGCUGCUGUACACAGCUUCCCACGACGGCACCCUGCGGGUCUGGGACAUCCGCGGGAUUUGCAAGAGGAACAAGCGGCGCCUGAAGAAGGAAAGGUCUGUGCAGGGCAGGAGCUCCCAGAAGGGGAGUCUGGCUCGUCUCUUCAACAACAAAGUUGGCUGUAUGAUACAGCAGGAGAAUGGGGAACACGAGGCUGUUGAACUGAUGUGACUGUCCUGAGCAGGCUUUAUGUCAGUGACCAGAGCUGAACCUUUGAUUUUCUGCACCACUGUGUCCAUGUAAACCAGAACUUGGAAAGAGAUGGGAAGUGGCUUUGCCUGAACCUCUGUGUGAGGAGCCAGGAUUCUCUGUGGCUGCCAGAUGGACUCAGGUCAGAUCCUGUGGCUGUGAUGGCUCAGCUGAGCAGCUCUGGGGUCAGCAGGGGAGGCAGUGUGGUUCAGGUGAGGUAGCAAUGAGUGCAGUUAGGAACUUUCCUUACCACUGCUGGCAUCAGUUCCCUGGGCACAGAGGUGUUUCACCUCUGGCUGCCCAGUGUCUCAUGAGAUGUUUUCCCAUUCCUGUUGCCCCAUGACCCCUGUCCAGCCCAGUGUGGCAGUGAAAGGUGUCCUGCAGUGAAAAGUGGCCUUGAAUUCCAUCUCCACAGCUGACUUUGGGUCAGUCCUUGGCUGACAAGGCCAAUGCAGGAGGGUUUGGCUCUGCAGCAGGACUUUGAAGCAGAUUGGACUUUACUUUGGAAAGCUGGGUGUAGUAGAACAGAAAUUAAUUUAAUUGGUUUUUUAACAAAACAUAAGCCACAGAGCAAGCUAAACCUCAGCCCUUUUGUGCCAAGGUCACCUGUUUGCUGACCUUGUGUUGUCUUUCCUCCUCCCAAAGCUGUGUCUUGCUAGGUUGCCAGUAGCAUUGGAUAAGCAGUCAAACUCAAGAGUUUUCCCAGUCUUUUUCCAGGUUCAUCCUUCUCUGAUAACCACUGAGCCAUGAAUUAACAAGGGUUCUUAUAUUUUUCUAUUUGCAGAUAUAACUCUUUGUAGAACCAGUACAAAAAUAUCUAACCACAUGUUUUUAUUUUUAUGGCUUUAUUUAUUCUGUACUACAGCAAGAUAAAAAUGCUGUAAUCCUUUUUUAGAGUGGAUUAAUAAACAUGUGGCAUCUCCAGAC